Molecule: messenger RNA, 1072 nt
Organism: Fundulus heteroclitus (mummichog)
Lineage: Eukaryota; Metazoa; Chordata; Actinopteri; Cyprinodontiformes; Fundulidae
Product: charged multivesicular body protein 6
Exons: 8
Coding region: 153-779 (208 amino acids)
Biological process (GO): vesicle budding from membrane; late endosome to vacuole transport via multivesicular body sorting pathway
Cellular component (GO): ESCRT III complex; multivesicular body
Source: RefSeq, a predicted model, not a curated record
CCUCGCUUGCCGUAGCAAACGAGGAGCGGAAACCUUGCAGACAUGGCGUAAGCAGCUAGCCUGCUAGCCAUUUGCGGCUGUUUGUCACCGUAAGAAAAUGAUCAGUAAAAAGUAACGUUUUGUGUGUCGCUAGGCGAGGAUGUGGCUAGAUAAUGGGAAACGUCUUUGGGAGAAAGAGCCGAUCCUCUCGUGUAACGGAGCAAGACAAAGCCAUUCUGCAACUGAAGCAGCAGCGAGAUAAGCUUAAACAGUAUCAAAAGAGAAUCACCUUACAGCUGGAGAAGGAAAGACUGCUGGCUAAGCAGCUGCUGAAAGAUGGCAAGAAACAAAAAGCACUGCUGCUUCUUAAGAAAAAACGCUACCAGGAUCAGCUACUAGAAAAGACCGAGGGUCAGAUUUCAAACCUAGAGCACAUGGUUCAAGAUAUUGAGUUCAUGCAAAUCGAGAUGAAAGUCAUCGAGGGGCUUAAGAUUGGCAAUGAAUGCCUGAAAAGCAUGCACGAGAUCAUGUCAAUAGAAGAUGUGGAAAAAAUCCUGGAUGAGACCCAAGAAUCAAUUGAAUAUCAAAGGCAAAUAGAUGAAAUGUUGGCUGGAGCCCUGACACAGGAGGAUGAAGAUGCAGUUUUAGCAGAAUUAGAAGCUAUCACUCAGGGAGAAGAUGUAGCACUUCCAGAGGUUCCCACUGAGCCUAUACCAGAGAUACCGGAAGCUGCAAAGGAUGAAUCAGAGAGAAAAGAAGAAAGGAAGAAGACGCAGCAAAGAGAUAUGCUGGCAGCGUGACAGCAUUUCUGAUUGAUAUCCAGUGCUGAUCUGCGAAAAAAAAGUCCUUUUAAUUUCGUGAGGACGGGAUGAUCUGUAUCCAAUAGAGACUUUUCACACGGUUUACCGGAGCAGCAUUGUGAAGCCGCAACAUGAAGUGAAAUAUUGCAUUUCUGUCUUGUUUGAUUUGGAAUAGUGUUUCAUAGUUAACGUGCUGGUUAAGGCAUUUUUGGAAAACGAGGGGAUUUUUAGAUGUUUUAAAAUAAUCUCAAAAGUCAAAAGGUUUUACAUAUUAAACUAAGCUGUAGAACAAA